Oryza sativa Japonica Group (Japanese rice) is the source of this 2144-nucleotide messenger RNA. RefSeq names its product FRIGIDA-like protein 3. The record is from RefSeq and is a predicted model, not a curated record. Lineage: Eukaryota; Viridiplantae; Streptophyta; Magnoliopsida; Poales; Poaceae.
UCACUCUCUCCCCUCGCACCGCAGCUUCUCCAAUCCGUCACUUUCCCCAUCCCUCCCGCGAAAAGCAGACAGACGCCCACAACCCACCACCACGUCUAGGGUUCCGCCGCUCCUCCGGCCGCCGCCGCCGCCGCCGCCGACCCCCCUCGAUCUCCUCCCCGAGCCGCCAUAGGUGGUGGCGGGGGCGGGGGAGCUAGCAUCCGUCCGUCAACGCACAUCGUCACUGCUGCUUCCUGAAAUCUGCCACCAUGUCCGACAUGGAGUCCAUGGCUACACUUAUGGAGUCCACAGGCUCCAAGCUGCAGCAGCUUCAGCGUGCAUUUGCAGAGCUCGAGAGCCAGAGCGCUGUUUCCUUGAACUUAAAGUGGAAGCAACUGGAGGACCAUUUCCAUGGGCUUGAGCAGUCGCUCAAGAAAAAGUUUGAUGAUCUGAAAAGGCAGGAAGAGGAGUUCGAGGAGACGGUUGCAAAGUCAGAGCAGAUGCUGGAGCAACAAGAGGCUGUUGUCGUGGCAAAGGAACUGACUUCUCUUGAAAAACUGCAGCAGAAAAGGGAUGCCGCGUUGGCUGUGAUCUUUGGCAAGUCCAAGCUGAACUUGUCUACGCCUCUUAUCAACCCAAUCAGCAAAUCCGUGAAUAACAAUGCUGUGUUUAAUGGAAACAUCGGUGGUAGUCUUUCUGUUAAGUGGCCCAAACCUGCAACUGCGCAUGGUGCAUACCUGCAAGAUGAAAACACUGCUGUGAAGCCUCGUUCUCAACUUGUUGUCCUCUGUGAAGAGAUGAAUGUUAACGGGCUUCAUAAGUUCAUAUCAGACAAUCGCAAAGACUUAACAUCCAUCCGUGAGGAAAUCCCCGUUGCACUUAGGGGAGCAACUGAUCCAUAUGGCUUGGUGUUAGCUUCUCUAGAAGACUUCUAUUUUGGAGACAAUCUUAUAUUGGAUGGCAAAAAGGAUGGAAACCUUCUGGGUGUACGGAGGACGUGCCUCAUGUUGAUGGAAUCACUUGCUCAGCUGCAAACUGAUGCUACUACUGGUUUCAUAUCGGAAGGUCAAGUGCUUACUGCAAGUAUCAAGGAGCGUGCAAAAAAGAUUGCUCUUGAGUGGAAAUCCAAGUUGGAUAGCCUUGACUUUGAUGCUAGCAAUGGGAACUGCCUGGAAGCACAUGCGUUUCUUCAACUCCUGGCUACCUUUGGUAUAUUUGCUGAAUUUGCACAAGAUGAGCUGUGUAAGCUACUUCCCUCAGUCAGUCGUCGUCGUCAGACACCUGAGCUUUGUAGAAUACUUGGAUUGUCCCAGAACAUGCCAGGUGUCAUUGGAGUUCUGGUUGAAAAUGGGAGAACUAUUGAUGCAAUUAAUUUGGCUUAUGCAUUUGAGCUGACUAAUCAGUUUGAACCGGUGGAAUUACUGAAAGCCUAUCUACAGGAGGUCAAGAGUGUGCCACAUUUCAAGACUGGAAAGAUAUCUCUGCAAGUACAGAAUGAAAUGAAUGAACGAGAGCUGUCUGCCUUGAAAGCUGCUAUUAAGUGUAUCGAGGAGCACAAACUUGAUGAGAAAUAUCCGAUUGACCUGCUUCAGAAAAGAGUUAUCCAGCUAGAGAAAGCUAAGGCAGACAAGAGGAGGGCUGUUGAAGCUGCAAAGCCACAGUCUAAGAGGCCUCGUGCCAAUGGAUCCGUAUAUGCGCCACAUACUAGCUUUCCUGACAAAAGCUUCUACCAGGCUGCUCCGCCGCAGAGGCAUUCCUACCCUUACGAGAGGCAGUAUGUGUAUGGUGCUGAGGCCCAUCACCAUCCCACAAUGAUAAGCUCAGCUCCCUAUGGCAUCUCACCUGCCCACACAACAUAUUAUGGUAAUGGCUAUCAGGUUCAGUACCAGGUACCAUAUAUCCACUGAUGGAGAGAGCGUAAUGUGCUCUUUCCUAACUAUGUACUAGCUUUUAACCUGCUGCUACUAUGUGCUGUAGUUGUAUCAAUCCACUAGCUAGACUGCCUAGCUUAAAUUAGUUCGACCACUCUUGUGUGUGCUGAGUGGCCAGUGUGAAAAUCUGUUAAUUUCCCUCACGACUUAUGACAUAAUUUACUUCUAAUGUCUAGUUAAAAUAAUUUGCUUUUGUUUAAUAUAUAGCCUAUGGCAUAUAUAUGUUGGAGUUGA